CCUGUGCAGGUUACCUGAGCAGGUCUGUGCAGACUAGUGAAAAUCAAAGAUCCUGAAAACCAGCAGCUGUGGAAUGACUUUGUUGAUAAUUAGGCUUUAAAUAAUGCAGUGUGUUCCUAUGUACACAUAAGCAUGCACCAACCCAGCACAAUCAAGCUGUGAAAGCUACAAUGCUCCUGAAAAAUAUGUGUAAUACUUCAUAAAACACAACAUGGGAAGACUUUUCACGUAGUGUGAUACACAUGCAAGAAUGCACAUCUUCAGUCAUCAGCACAAUCUGCUUACAAGAGGCAGUGGGUACUCUCUAAGCCUUACAGACUGCAGAGUGUAGCAGUGACCACCAGGGGUUUUCAAGACCUUUAAAAGGCCCAUUGGAUACUCAAAUGCUGCAAUCGGAAAAAAGGCACAUCUGAUUGGUUGGUGGAUGUUGAGUGGCAUGUGGAGGAGUGAAGAUGGACAUUGAAAGGGAGGGGAAAGAUUUUUUACACAUGAAAUUAAAAGAACUAUCAAACAAAAUCACUGCUUUUGUAGAAGGACUAGUUUACAAUUUGAACAUUAAAGGUUGGCAUCAGGCUCCUGUUUCAGUAGCACAUAUAAUCAAUUUCCUAACUUAAAGAUUAGGUUACUCUUCAGCACCUGAUUUCAAAUGAAAAUUAAAAUGAAUAUAAUGUAAUUUUUUUUUUUUUUAAGUCCACAAAAUAUAAUAUAGUGUAGUAUACAAUAUAAUAUGGCUACAACAGAAAAGUCAGUUCACUUGGUGAUAUAACAGGUUAGCUGUAGCAGCUUCCGCUCUGCGCUCCUCAUUAUUCUUGUGAAUUUAUUUAAUAAAGCUCCAGGUUGACAAUUUAAUCACUUCGCUGUCAACAGAUGUUCAUCUUUCUUUGCUCUUUGCCAUAGAAGGUUUAGUCUUUGGACUUAUGUGGGCACAGACUGAGGAUCAGUUUACCAUCCCCCGGUCCUGGCUUCAAACGGCACCGAUGUGAAUUUAGAAGCUGGUCGCAGAUCAGUCUCUGAGUAAGUUCACCAUUUCCAUCUGGUUGCAGGUUGACAGCUCCACUCGCCCAGCCCCUACCUGUUACCAAGAGGCCAGGCUUGUGCUUGUGUAAAAUUCCGAUUGGCUGGUUUGUUUGGUGUGGGAGGGAGCAAGGGGCGUGGCCGAGAGUUUAGUGAUCUCACAAUCAGCUGUUUUGUACGUUCUACAUUCUGAUCCCAGGAUCAGCUGGAGGCAGCAAUAAACAGGAGGAAAAACUGAGGAGAGGAGGGAAAAGCUGCAAAUGUUAUGAUCUAAAAACAUCGGUGUAAUAUUUUACACGAAGCCCUUCUUCUAAGAAGAAAGCCUUUUAUUUUUGUAUAAUGGUGUUUUAACUACCUCACUUUAAGGCUAUCUAAAGCUAUGCUUUAAGAAUUGUUGUCAUUUCUACUGUGUGUGAGAUCGAGUUUACAACUUGAAUAAUUUUGCAAAGGCAGGCCUUUGCUCCAAACCAAGUGAAACCUUACAUUUGCACUAAAGAAGCCUGUCCACUCCUGUAUGUCAAAUCCGAGUUACAGCAAAGGGCUUCAAGUUAAAAAUAAUAAAAAUAAAAGAGGCUUUUAAAAAAAUCACACAAAGGAAUUGCAUAAAACAGCAACAAGUGAUACAUAAAUACAAACAAGACAUUCAAAAAGGCAGCUACAGUUUUUUUUUCCUUGUAGACAAAAAAAGCACCCAAAUCAUCUUCUGACAAUACAAGCAGUCAUGUUUCAACAUCUGAGCAACCUGUUGUUUGGGGAGGUAGAAGAGGUGGCAGCUGAGCUGAAGGGAUCCAACCCCUAUGUGAUGGAGGCUGACGAGGAGGGGUGGAUGCUCGUCAAUCUUCCAGAAGAGUCUGACUGCAUGAUGCAGGCAGAGGAUGAGACGGGAGCCCCACUGACUGCACAAUCAUUCCCAGACAAUGACCUAUCAAGGCAUCAAGACACUCAUACAAGGACUGAAUGCCUGGCCCCCAUUCCCCGCUUGCCUCACAAGCGCCGUAGGACACAUAAAGGUCGGACACAUGGUGCUAUGGCAUCAUCCAACACCCUGUCUUGUCCCAGCACUAGCCCAUCAGGUUUAGGUGCCACUACACCCGUGACCCUGCCAAGGCGGGUCGGACUGUCCACGCCAUCCUCCACCCCAUCAAUGUCUCCUGGCUCUGGGAGUGAGUGUGGGGGUAGUGGGGGUAGCAGUAGGGCAGGCUCAGAGAGAGGCUGCAUGGAUGAGAGCUGGUUUGUCACCCCUCCCCCCUGUUUCACUGCAGAGGGAGCCACAGCAGAGGCCAGCCCAAUGGAGGAUCUGCUCAUCGAGCACCCUAGCAUGUCUGUGUACGUCUCCCCAAGCAACUUGUCCAUGGUCUCCAACAGCAAUUUGUCUGUGGUAGGAGAAGAAAGUAUUGUGAGCCUGGCAAGCAGCAUGAGCAGAGUGUCUGAUCCAGCCACUGUCCCAGCCACUCACAACAUUAUGCCCACCAGGGCGAGCCAUGGAGCUGCUGCCCAGGCUGGUGCUCUGGCCAAGGUCACCCAAGUGGCCAGGGUCCAGCGUAGCAAAGCCCGCAUCGAGAGGCGCAAUCUGGGCCGCAACCGCAUCCAACGCCAAAAUCGCACUAGAGAGCAGGUCCCUCGCCAUGCAGCCCAUGCCAGAAACACCUUCCUUCACCAGCCCAGCAAGCGCAACCUCUGCCACUAAACUCCCCAGCAACCAGGGGGCACUGUUCACUCUGAGGGCAUUAGACACACACAAGUAAAAACAUUCACCCACAGCAUAUUUGCUUUCAUUUUUUCACAUUAUAACGCAUUAUGCUCAGAUACCAGUAGUUUUUUUGUUUGGGUAUAGACACAAACUGAGUCCACAUGGUAGUUUUAUGGAUCCCAAAAGCCCUCUGAGUAGAUGUUUAUAGACCUUUAUUAUAGUUACUGUUCACUGCAGUAUCAAAACAACAAAAAAAAGUCUUCAAAAUAUUUACACGUUAUAGUAACUAUAAUGUCUGAAGAAAAAUUAGCUUUAGUAAUUUUCUUAUCUGUUUUAGUAAAGUAUUCUUAUGUUUCAUUCUUCCUAAAUCCAUGUUUUUGUUUUUCAGUUCAACCAUUAAAUCCCCAAUAUCUUUAAAUUAAAUAACAUUUGGAGAUAGUGAUUUGAAAUUUAAACAACCAAGUGUACUCUGACUGAAGGAACAGACUCUUCUGGUGGAAACAGUGCAAGGCAGAGAAGCAUUAGCAUCUUUAUGGCGAAAACAACUCAUCAUGUCUUCAACAUGUAUUAUAUUAAGGGGGUUCCAUCUAAAUCUAAUUUUAUUUUUGUUCAGACAAGGUGGAAGGAUAUGUUGUGUGGAACAAGAGUGAGAGGAAAAUCACCAGACAUUUGUUUUUCUCCAGGUUGGUUUGCUAACAUGCAAAGUAAAGGACAAAGGCGAGGAAACAUGGGGCAACACGUUUCACCUUAGAAAAACAAAUGUGACAUUCCUCUUUUCUCUCUCUGGAAAGGUUGAGAGCAAGUAGAAGAUGGUGAGUGCAUGAGCAAAACAGACUAAAGAGUAAAAGAGACCUCAUGAUGAAUUAGAACUAGAUGUUUUAAAAUUAAUGUGGUCAAUAUGAAAUGGUCAUAGGAAAGUGUUAUGUAACCCUCUGAGCAGCCUGUGAGUUUUCAAAACUUUUACUGAAGACCAUCUAGAAGAUGACUCUUAUUUUGCAUAUCCAAACGGUUUUUCUGGAUAAUACAAAUAUAAAAAGGGUUUGUGGCAGCCACAAAGUCAUUAUUGAGAAGGGUUAUAAAUGCAUUGAAACAAUGCAAGGCUUGCUCUUGGGUUACAGGGUAUGGCAGGUUAUAGUAUGUGAAAAGUGAUGUAUUGAUGGUAACUCUUUAUUUUGUUUUGUUAUAUUGUUUUCUGCGCUUUAGUCUUGUACAUUUUCAAUUAUUUUACAAUCUGUCUCAGUGAGGUUCCACCAAAGGAAGAGAAGUUCCUACCAGACAGAGAAAGUACACAUUCAUCUCUUAAAGACAACAAAUUCAAAUUCACUCCCUUGCGGAUCACACGCAGCAUUAUGAUCAUUAAAUGUGUGGUCUUUAAACUAAAGUAAUGUGCCCAGCACACACCAGCCAUGCUCAUCCACGGUGUGUGCUGUGAUCUUAUGUUAUCCAUGUGAUCAUGAAGUACUGUCUAUUUACACAUCAGUCUCUUUCGUUAAGAAAAGUCAUCGACUGUCCAGGAGGCAGUUCUUAAGGAAAAAAUGAGCAAAAUAAAUGUCCCAUUAAAGUCUCAUUCAAAAGCUCAUCACCUUGCUUAUGGACAUGCAGCUAACAUCUACUCCAUUACUGUUUGUCCCUUUCUCAUUAGUACAUCCAGCUCCAACUGUUUCCACUUAAACAUCUAGCUUACUGAUAUGUAUUCUACAACAAUAGUAACCAAUGGUGCUGACGUGUAUACUAACAUUUGUAAAAUAUUUGAAACAUGGGUGUAAGUUUGCACUGUCAUACAUUUUGUGAGUCAAAGUUUUAGCUGUGUGCUGUGUGCUUUUUUCUUUUGUGAUUUUAUUCUUUUAUUUUUGUUUUGAUUCAACCUGUGUGUGAGAAGAUGUACUGACGAGUUAAAUGAUAGAAACUCUUAAAAAAAAAAACACUUACGAUGUUCAUUAAUCUCCCUUGUAAAUAUUACAAAACCAUUUAUGAUGCUUAGAUGUCAAAGCCUCUCAGGACUUGAGUCCAACCUUGUGCUCAGUGGGACUGAUGAGAACCUUCUCUGCCUCACCUCUGUGUUCAGUAUCAAACCAAGAGGGCGUUUCAGUGGCCAAAAGUGGUGUCUUUGCCCCACCUCCAGUCCCAUCGUGAUGGCAUGCACCAUACAAGCAGCACUAGACUCACAGUUUAUGUGCCAUAGGCAAACAUUGCCCUCCAGAGGGUUCACUUAGCACAGCACUUGCUGUAUGGAUGCUGGCAAGGACACAUGACAAUGACACGGUUUUAAAACAGUCUAUACUGGUGUGUUUAAAGGACAGAAUGAGAGUCUGGAGAUUCUGUUUGUUUGAAAAAUGGCAAUGUCUUAUUUUAAUCAUUUAGCUGAGUAAGAUAAAUUAUUUUUUCCUUGAAUCACACACCACAAAGGUUUUAUUUCUGCCAGUAAUCCCAAAAUAGCUAUUAAUUUAUAAUGAAAUUAUACAUUUUAUCUUUUUUUUAAAGAUGCCUCUUAUGUAUGCAGUUAUUUCCUCAAACAGUUCAGGAGAUGGAUCUGAGGUUAUCACUGUAACCUACACACACACACACACACAUUGCUCUCGCCGAUAGUUAAGCUGCCUCAUAGGGUCUUUGCCUGUUGUUAUAAAAGAAAAAAGUUCAUACACAGUAAAAACAAAGUAAUAAUGAGCGAUCACAGCUGGAUGUGUGUACUGAAUGUAAAGAUCACCCACCACAGAUACAUCUCUGCCACAACAAACCUAUUGUGUUUUUCUCAGUUUUUAUUUUUUUCCUUUUCUCACCAGUGUCAUGUAAAGAGAAAAGUGUGCUCAUUAUGUUGUGUAUGAUUAUUUAAAGGUGGGCUUUAAGAGUGAAAGUCCUCCAAUAACAGGCAGAGGGAAUGGUCACCCAGUAUGUUGAACCUGUAUGAGGUGAGGGAUGUGGACAUGGAAAGGAUGAGGCAGGAGACAAAAUGUUUAUAUAUUAAAAAAUAAAUAUAUAAUAAAAAUACAAUAGAAUAUGCUUGUAUUUUCCCAUAUUUUAGAACAGUUGUUCACCAAUGCAAUGUUUUAAAUGAAAAGUCGAAUGUCCGGAGAGUUUCAUAUGUUUUAUGUUGUGCCCUAGAAACAAUGGCAGCUUAUAAACACUUGGGGGUUUCCCAUAUUACAUCUCAGUUAGUACACCCCUCCCCCAGAAAAAUGAAAUAUAUAGACAUAUAAAAUUUGGUGUAUCUGAUAUCUAUGGUGAUUGUGCCUUUCACUAUGUCUGCAUGGUUUUUGUGAUGUACUGAUUUUUCAAUUUCCCAAAGUGGGCAGUUUUCCACUGACAGGCAAGACCUAUGCAAAAGUCAAUGGAUGGGUUUUCCAGCACCCAUUCAGAAAACACAGGUACCCAUAAAA
Monopterus albus (swamp eel) is the source of this 6078-nucleotide messenger RNA. RefSeq names its product tumor protein p53 inducible nuclear protein 2b (gene tp53inp2b). Gene Ontology annotation, biological process: autophagosome assembly; positive regulation of DNA-templated transcription. The transcript has 4 exons. The record is from RefSeq and is a predicted model, not a curated record. The coding region runs from base 1736 to 2701 and encodes 321 amino acids. Lineage: Eukaryota; Metazoa; Chordata; Actinopteri; Synbranchiformes; Synbranchidae. Gene Ontology annotation, cellular component: autophagosome; nucleus.